CUACGCAGACUUCUCACACCAAAAUCUCAUCUCCUUGCUUUUCCACUGCUGUACUAAAACGCAGCACGAGCGUCGCGCACUUUGCUCUAAACGACUCAAGGAAAUGGUAGUAGCUCUGAGGCUACCCUCUCUUACUUCACUCUUCUCAUCUCCCUCCGUCUCUCGCCAGUCUCCUGCGAUUCUGCGCCGUCGCCACCACAUCCUGCCGCCUUUGCGUGCCGCUGGAUUCUCUGCUCAGAGCGCUGCCUCGAGUCCGCCGGAGACCGAGGGCCGAGUAGAUAAGCAGAAGAACAAAGUGAGUCAAGAGCGAGUUAACCAGGACCGUGUCAUCACGCCUAGGUCACAGGACUUCAAUGCAUGGUACCUCGAUGUUAUUGCCAACGCUGAGCUUGCUGACUACGGUCCGGUUCGUGGAACCAUGGUUAUUAGACCUUACGGUUAUGCUAUUUGGGAGGCAAUUCAGGAAUAUUUGAAUGUCAAGUUCAAGGAGACUGGGCAUAGUAACAUGUAUUUUCCACAGUUUAUACCAUACUCUUUCAUAGAGAAAGAAGCAAGCCAUGUAGAAGGAUUCAGUCCAGAAUUGGCGCUUGUGACCAUUGGAGGGGGGAAGGAACUAGAAGAAAAACUUGUGGUUCGACCGACUAGUGAAACCAUUGUGAAUCAUAUGUUUACUCAGUGGAUUCAUAGUUACCGUGAUCUUCCUCUGAUGAUUAAUCAGUGGGCAAAUGUCACACGCUGGGAGAUGCGUACUAAACCAUUUGUGAGGACCCUUGAAUUUCUAUGGCAGGAGGGUCACACUGCUCAUGCCACUCCAGAAGAGGCAGAAAAAGAGGCCAUGCAGAUGAUUGACAUCUACACAAAGUUUGCUUAUGAGCAAGCUGCAAUACCUGUCAUUCCUGGUCGAAAAUCAAAAGUGGAAACUUUUGCUGGUGCUUCGAAGACCUACACAAUAGAGGCUAUGAUGGGGGAUAGGAAGGCAUUGCAGGCUGGAACUAGCCACAACCUUGGGCAAAAUUUCUCUCGUGCUUUUGGAACACAGUUCACUGAUGAAAAUGGACAAAGGCAACAUGUGUGGCAGACAUCAUGGGCUAUCAGUACCCGCUUUGUCGGUGGUAUCAUCAUGACCCAUGGAGAUGAUUCUGGGCUAAUGCUUCCCCCAAAGGUUGCACCUAUACAGUUGGUAAUCAUACCAAUUUGGAAGAAGGCUGAAGAGAAAACAGGAGUUAUCAGUGCGGCAUUGUCGGUAAAAGAAGUUUUGCAGAAGUCAGGGAUUAAAGUUAAACUUGAUGACUUAGAACAACGAACCCCUGGUUGGAAGUUUAACUUCUGGGAAAUGAAGGGAGUUCCCUUGAGGAUUGAAAUUGGUCCACGCGAUGUUUCCAGUGGUAGUGUGGUCAUAUCAAGAAGAGAUGUUCCAGGAAAGCAAGGGAAAGUUUUUGGAAUAUCUAUGGAACCUUCAACUUUAGAAGCUUAUGUGAAAGACAAGUUGGAUGAGAUCCAGUCAGCCCUUUUGGGGAAGGCAAUAUCAUUUCGAGAUAGUAAUAUUGUGGAUGUGAGCUCAUAUGAUGAACUUAAAGAAGCAAUAAACUUGGGCAAAUGGGCAAGGGGUCCUUGGUCAGCUAGUGAUGCGGAUGAAUUAAGAGUGAAAGAAGAAACAGGGGCAACCAUUAGGUGUUUCCCUUUUGACCAGCCCCAGGGGAUUAAGACAUGCUUGAUGACUGGCAAUCCAGCUGAGGAAGUUGCCAUUUUUGCAAAAUCUUAUUGAGUAAAUCACCGAAUGAUAGCUUUUGAUGCAGCGGUUACAUGCAGUAAAAUUUGUUAAGGUCUCUUCUUCUUCUCUUUUUAGUAUAUAAUCUUGAUUCCAUUAAGUGAAACUUUGUAUUUUUUAACUGUUCAUUGUGGAUGGCUGAAGCUUGGUGAUGUUAUCGUGAUUUUUUAUUCCCAUGACAUCUUUAGAGGAUGGAUGGAUUUAUACGUCUUAGGAGGAGGUGUUAUUACAGGCGGACACAGUGAGACAUUUGAAGUAAUUAGACUUAUAAAAUAUGUCAAUUUCUUUUUGGUUGCUGUUCCUUGACUGGGGACUGAUUUCAGCUGCUAUUUGGAUCACUAGAACGAAGAACCUUCGAUCCGAUUUAAAAUUUUGGUUAACUCGUAUAAAUUUCGAGUAAUUAUAAAUCUCAAAUAUUAUAAUCAUUCUUAAA
Pistacia vera is the source of this 2201-nucleotide messenger RNA. RefSeq names its product proline--tRNA ligase, chloroplastic/mitochondrial. The record is from RefSeq and is a predicted model, not a curated record. Gene Ontology annotation, molecular function: proline-tRNA ligase activity; ATP binding. The coding region runs from base 104 to 1765 and encodes 553 amino acids. Gene Ontology annotation, cellular component: aminoacyl-tRNA synthetase multienzyme complex; mitochondrion; cytoplasm. Lineage: Eukaryota; Viridiplantae; Streptophyta; Magnoliopsida; Sapindales; Anacardiaceae. Gene Ontology annotation, biological process: prolyl-tRNA aminoacylation. The transcript is spliced from 11 exons.